CUAGCGGUUACUGUGACGGUACUUUGUUUGAACAUUGAGAUGAGCCUAUGCGAAACCACGACAUCCCAAAAAACUUCAGUGGAGUACAGCGUGAGCAGCAGUACCAAUGCACUAAGCCUCGAAGCUAAGCCGGAGAAUUCAACGCAAAAAGUCGAUGGAGCACAAGCCUCGAUAGUCGAAUCGAAUCAAACAAGAGAGGCACUAAAUCAAGACGCCAGUGAACCAGAUUCUGUGGUUUUUAUUGGUGAAAAUCCCAACUAUGUACCGUUACCUGCCCUUCGGACAAGAAAUUAUGCUGAAGAGGAAGACCCCGAUUGGCCCAAUCCUUUGGACACGUGGGACAGAGAGUACAGGAGAAUCAGGUUUAACAACACCCGAGUACAACAUAUCGAAGCUGAAUGUCAAGACGACUACAUGAAAAUUCGGAUAGGUUUCAAUGGAACAUUUACAGGACUGGUUUACUCAGCAGGCUACGCGUACGACCCGGACUGCAUGUAUAUCAAUGGUACCGGCAGAGACUAUUACGAAUUCUACAUCCAGUUGAACAGAUGCGGUACGUUGGGCAAAAACACACAUAACGAAGAUAAUAGGAAGUCUCCGACAAAAAAUUUCAUGUGGAAUACAGUCACCGUUCAAUACAAUCCGCUCAUCGAAGAAGAAUAUGAUGAGCAUUUCAAGGUCACCUGUGAAUAUGGUUACGAUUUCUGGAAAACUGUGACGUUUCCUUUUUUAGACGUGGAGGUGGCCACAGGAAAUCCAGUGGUGUUUACACUAACCCCUCCGGAAUGUUAUAUGGAGAUUAGGUACGGAUAUGGAACAGCGGGCAACAGAGUGACUGGACCAGUAAGAGUGGGGGAUCCCUUAACCCUUAUUAUCUACAUGAGGAGCAAAUAUGAUGGAUUCGACAUUGUUGUGAACGACUGUUAUGCCCACAAUGGAGCUACGAAAAAGAUUCAGCUGAUUGAUGAAUAUGGAUGUCCAGUAGACGACAAAUUGAUAUCGAGGUUCAGAGGAUCCUGGUCGGAAGCCGGAGUCUACGAGACCCAGGUUUUCGCCUACAUGAAAACAUUCCGAUUUACAGGAUCACCAGCGUUGUACAUUGAGUGCGACGUUAGAAUGUGCCACGGAAGAUGUCCGAGUCAACCAUGCCACUGGAGAAACGUCAAAAACGUGAAGAAGAGGUCUUUGGAGCUAGAAGGUCCUUCUAGUUCUACCACAGUAGCUUCGAAUAUUCCCUUAUCGGAAAAUAUCAAUCUUUUCCAGUCGUUGAGGGUACUACACGAAGGAGAAAGCGAUCAAGAAACGAAUAUAACUUAUAUAGAUACAAAAACCACUCCGGACACCGUAUGCCUCAAAACCGGGUGGUUCUCAGCCCUUUUAGCCCUUGGUGGAGGCGCAAUGUGCCUCUUGGGUGGCGCGCUUCUAGCCACCUGCACGAGAAUGCGAAAAAUAGCCAUAGACAAAGUACUGUCCACCACCCAGUUUAAUGGGUACAUGAACCACCGGGGAAGCAUCAAUUAAGAGUUUAGAAGUUAAGAAACACAUAGAAAAGACAGUGAUAUUGUGAGAUUUAAUGUAAUGUUUUACAUGAACGUUGUGUUCCAUAAGUUAUUACGUAGGCUUGUUGUGUAUUUGAGUGAUCUUACAAGCGGAUCGAUAAAAUUGUUCAAUUGUAACAGAUAGUUUCAUCCUCCAUUGUAUUUUUUUAUACAGAGUCAGAUAUUGAAUUAACUAUGUCGUUACAAUGUGAUCUGUAUUAUUUAUCUUAACAUAUAAAGUGCUAAUAAUGUGUUAAUAACAGUAAUUCUAGUGAUAUUUGUGCACGUUCACCGGCACGAUAAACUGACACCUUAAAAUUUUCAUCUAUUUUAAAGUGUUCUAGUGGACCAAUUUUUAUGAAUUUUUAAGCAAUUUGUAGCUAAAUUAUUUGACUUUUCAAUUUCUCUUUCUAAAUUA
Messenger RNA from Sitophilus oryzae (rice weevil), 1956 nucleotides. RefSeq lists its product as uncharacterized. Bases 40 to 1521 code for a protein of 493 amino acids. The record is from RefSeq and is a predicted model, not a curated record. NCBI's taxonomy places the organism in Eukaryota, Metazoa, Arthropoda, Insecta, Coleoptera, Curculionidae. The transcript has 11 exons.